This is a messenger RNA of Arctia plantaginis, 291 nucleotides long. The record is from the annotation of a GenBank genome assembly. NCBI's taxonomy places the organism in Eukaryota, Metazoa, Arthropoda, Insecta, Lepidoptera, Erebidae.
AUGCGUUUACGCGAUCAACCCGCUGGUGCACGUAGAGCGGUGCCGCUCACGGAGCGCGCGCUGCGAGAGCGCCACGCGCUUGCGCUGCCGCAGUUCGCCGCCCGCCUCGGCCUCACGCCCACGCCCACGCCCACCGGCGCCGACGCCGACAAAGAAAACAAACGCAAACCGGAGAGGCGAGUGCUGAGAAGUAAGAACGAGAAGCGGCGGACCCGCGGCCCACAUCGAUGGUCCUUCCGAACUGUCGAUAGCGACGACGAACUUGAAUGUUCAGAAUUCUCGUGGCAAUAA